This is a messenger RNA of Ilex paraguariensis (yerba mate), 1451 nucleotides long. NCBI's taxonomy places the organism in Eukaryota, Viridiplantae, Streptophyta, Magnoliopsida, Aquifoliales, Aquifoliaceae. The record is from the annotation of a GenBank genome assembly.
UUGUAGUGAUAUAGAAGCAAAACAUAUGGAUGAAGAAGGAAGAGUGCACCCAGAUUGCAGGAAUGCAUCAAACCCAUACCAUGAAUGUAGUGAAUAUUGCUUCAAAAUAAUUGCCGAAGCCAAAAAGCAGAUGAAUAAAAACAAACCAGGAGUAAUGCAGGCAAGCAUUAGUGAAGUUGAGCCGAAUUCUUCUGCUACUUCUGAUCAGGGUGAAGUUCCGCAUGAUGAAAUACAUGAUCUUGAAGAUCACCCAAGUCCAAAUGGGGAUGAUAACAAUGAUGGUGAGGACAAGGUGGAAGGAGACUCCACAUCACUGACAGGGAGACAAAAAAAAUUAUUUGAGUUGAGGCUAAAGAUGAAUGAGGCAAGAAAAGCCAAUCAAACUGCCAUGGUGGCAGAGAAGAAAAGAAUGGAAGCUCCAUCAGAGUCGAGGGGCAUUUCUAAAGAAAAGUGGCUGGAGGAGAGGAAGAAAAAAAUUGGCAAACUUUUAGAUUCCAAUGGUUUAGAUAUGACUAAAGCUUACAUGCUAGAUACACAAGAUGUGGCAGAGACAAAGUAUAAGAAAUGGGAAAAGGAGCCUGCUCCAGUUGGUUGGGAUGUUUUUAAUCAGAAGACAUUGUACAAUGCAUACAAAAAGCGGACAAAGAACAUUGAGGUUGACCUUGAAGACUACAACAAAUUGAAGGAAGCUGAUUCAGAAUUUUACCGAGAAGCUUCGAGUCUCCAGUAUGGAAAAGCACCAAAGAUUUCAGAGGAGAAGAUUGACAAGAUGGUGAAGGAGCUCAAGGACAGGGACGAGAAGCGAAAGUCAUUUAGUAGGAGGAGAAGGUUCCAUGAGGAGAAGGAUAUUGACUCGAUCAAUGACCGCAAUGAACAUUUCAAUAAGAAGAUUGAGCGGGCAUUUGGCAGGUACACAUUGGAGAUCAAGAACAACCUUGAGCGAGGAACUGCUUUGCCUGAUUAAGGAGGCCAGAUCCUGCUAUAGUGUGGAGUUCAAGAGAUCUCUAUAUUGAUUGUACUUUGGCACAUUAUCCUUUGUGAAGGAAGGUACAGUAAGGCUAAAGAAGACCUUGGUUAAUCAAGCACAUUCAUGGACAAGCACUGAUCUGGGGUAAUAAUACUGUAGAGGGUAAGGUUUUUUCUGGUAUGAUGUGUAUUGUUGACCUCUCGUUUGCUGUCGAGCAUUAUGUACUUGUGUGGUCCAUUCUUGUGCUGGCCCAAUGAAAGUUGUGAUUCAUCUUAAGCUCAGGUUCUACAAGCUUGUGUGUAAAAUUCCACACACCACUGAUCAUGAUAAAUUAUUGAGCUCAUCGAGACAUUUAGAUGUUGGAAAUUAGUGUGACCCGUAGUUAUCAGCAGUUUUCUGAGUUAUAUGCCCCCCACCCUACUUUUAUGUGGAUUGAAAGAUUUUUCUCUCGGGUUUUUAUCAUGAGUACGUGACCUCCCCUCAU